AUGACUAAAUACACGGUAGCGGCUCUUCAAGUUGGUUCUUGGCCCGGAACCACACAAGAUAUAUUGAAUAAAAUAUUUUCGUAUGAGGAGGAAAUAAAGGAAUCCGGCGCCAAAUUGGUCGUAAUUCCAGAGGCCACAUUAGGAGGCUAUCCCAAGGGAUCCAAUUUUGGUGUUUAUCUUGGAUACAGAUUGCAGUCAGGUAAGGAAGAAUACGCGCGUUAUUUUUCACAGGCAAUUGAGGUCGGAUCAGGAGAUCAGUAUCCAGAAAUUAGCCAACUGUCAUUAUUAUCUAAGAAAACUGGUGCGUCUCUUUCAGUAGGAUGCAUAGAGCGUGAUGGGAGUACGCUUUAUUGUACCAUGGUGUUUAUAGAUCCUGUGAGGGGGUAUGUUGGAAAGCAUCGUAAACUAAUGCCGACUGCUGCAGAAAGAUGUAUCUGGGGACAAGGAGACGGUUCAACCCUCACUGUUGUCGAUAGUGCAGUAGGAAAGCUCGGCGGUGCCAUUUGCUGGGAAAACAUGAUGCCUUUAUUAAGAUAUGCUAUGUAUGCAAAAGGUGUACAAGUAUGGUGUGCGCCAACGGUAGACGCCAGACCUAUUUGGCGAAAUAUUAUGCAAAAUAUUGCGUACGAAGGUAGAUUAUUUGUCGUGAGCGCCGUACAAUUUAUGCCAAAUGCAACUAAAAUGAAAUAUGGUGAUGUUGUUGAUGAGUCCUCAGGGACCAGGAAAUUGCCUGGAUGGCCAUCAGCUGAUGAGAACUGUAUUAAUGGAGGUAGUGUUAUUGUUAACCCCUAUGGCGAGAUCAUUGCCGGGCCAUUGUUGGGUAAGGAAGGUCUUUUAACAGCCGAAAUAGAUACGGACCUAAUCGUAGAAGCACGGUUUGAUCUAGAUCCGGUAGGUCAUUAUGCAAGAGGCGAUGUAUUUGAACUAACGGUUAAUGAAAACCCACAUGGUGUGAAAUUUACAAAAUGA
Zygotorulaspora mrakii is the source of this 969-nucleotide messenger RNA. Its product is annotated as carbon-nitrogen hydrolase family protein. The transcript has a single exon. Gene Ontology annotation, molecular function: catalytic activity. The record is from RefSeq and is a predicted model, not a curated record. NCBI's taxonomy places the organism in Eukaryota, Fungi, Ascomycota, Saccharomycetes, Saccharomycetales, Saccharomycetaceae. Bases 1 to 969 code for a protein of 322 amino acids.